CUCUGAUUCCAUGACACCCUCUGAUCAUCUCACAGGUCUAUGGGCAAGUCUUGACCUCAAACACCUCCUGGAUGUUUUCCAGUCUCUGCCCUGGAGACCCCCCAGCCCCAAGGCCAGAGCACGGGGGGCAGAGGAUGAAGCUCCCUUUCCCAGGUCACCAGAUGAACACCUGAGUCUCCUCCAAGGGUCAGAGGAUGAACCUGUAGCAGCUUCUCCACAGACCAUUUCUACAAUUUAUCAAGACCAUUUUGAAUCCUAAUCCUGGCCUCUGAAGUACUUGCAGCCCGUCCCAGCCUGGUAGCAGCAGCAAUCUCAAAAUGUGGGAAAUACUUUUCCAAGGCUUUUGAACUCAAAAGUGGAACAGAAGGAAGACACAGGGGGACAUACACCAUUCAGUGUUAUUUUCCUUGCACGGGAAAAAAAAAAAAAAGAAAAAGAUCCUUAUGAGAUGAGCACUAAAGUCUCAAGUUUUCAAAGGUUUGCAUAACAAACAAGAGACACAUUGUGGGUUGCAUCUUGACUUUGAAGGCUUGCCACUGUCAACUGAAAUAAAAUGGCAAGGUUUAAAGCCUUAACCAAGUUCACAAGGAAAAUAUUUGGACUAAAAGUUUUGGAAAGUUUUCUCUCUUUGAAGUAGUUUGUCAUGUGUUACCAAUGUGAACUUUAUUGACCUUGAAACAUUUUUUUUUUUGAAUCAAAUAGCAACUAGUGACACUUUAGUAAAAUCUUAAAUCAACAACCAUCUCCUGGCGGCUCCAGCUCCGUAGCAAAUGCAGGCAAAACAGGGAAUCUACAGAGGAGACCUUUAUUAUUCGUAAAUGAAGCCUGCCAAAACCUUCCCAAAAUAGCAUUCAGAGACCCUUUUAAGGUCAUGGAUCCUGAACAAAGCCAGAAGAGCACAAAAAAGGCUGAGGAAAGUCCAAGACAGAGGCUUCCCAAAGGAGAGGCUUUCCAAGCCAGUAUUUCAUCCACAACUACGUACCAGGGCAGCUCUGCUCCUUCCCAAGGAACCCCUCUCCGAGAUAUCAUAUCGCAGCAGCACUUUUCUGGCCCUCUGCCCGUUCCAAGAGAGGAGUCUCAGGAGAAGACUGGACAUCAGAAGCAACCCAAGCCUUCCUCUUUCGAACACCCUCCCCACCUCUCGCAGCUUCAGCAGCACGCACUGUCACCAGCAUUCAUGUCCCCGGGGAAGCCAGAGCAUGUCCUCGAGGGUCCCACGUGGCAGCUAGUUGAUCCAGUGAGACCGGGGCCCUCUGGCUCCUUUUCAUCACCCGGGCUCCACUCUCACCACGGCCAGCUCCUGCCUUCCCACUCGCAGAUCAUUCCCGGAGAGGACAUGCCGUCCGUUCAAAAGGUCUACAUCCCUCGCCCUUCCCAGGUUUCCUUGAAACAGGCCGAGGAGGUGCACAAGAAGGAAAAGAAACCCCAAAAGCCAGGCAAGUACAUCUGCCAGUACUGCAGCAGGCCCUGUGCGAAGCCGAGCGUGCUCCAGAAACACAUCAGGUCGCACACGGGCGAGAGGCCGUACCCUUGCAUUCCAUGUGGCUUCUCUUUUAAGACUAAGAGCAAUUUGUACAAACAUAGGAAAUCUCACGCUCAUCGGAUAAAAGCUGGGCUGGCCUCAGGGAUCGGAGCAGAGAUGUAUCCAUCGAGCCUGGAGAUGGAGAGGAUUGGCGGGGAGGACUUCGAGGAGCCCACGGAAGGGGAGAGCACGGACUCGGAGGAGGAGACGGGCGCGAUGUCGGGGCACUCGGUCGAGCUCUCCCCCAGGCAGAAGCACGGGCUGCUGUCCAGCAGCUUGCUGAGUGCAGGGAGCCAAGGCUCCAGCCACGACCGGUGUUCCUUGUCCCAUUCCAGCAUGUCCCAGUCCCUGGAGGACAGCAGCCAGUUCGUGGAGCCCUCGUCAGACCACGCCCUGAGCCAUAAAUCCGAGGACACCCACACGAUCAAGCAGAAACUCGCGCUCCGCCUGAGCGAGAGGAAGAAGGUGAUCGAUGAACAGGCCUUCCUGAGCCCCGGCAGCAAAGGCAGCACCGAGUCAGGAUAUUUCUCCAGGUCAGAGAGUGCAGAGCAGCAGAUCAGCCCCCCGAACACCAACGCCAAAUCUUAUGCGGAGAUUAUUUUUGGGAAGUGUGGGAGAAUCGGGCAAAGGACAGCAGCGUUGGCUGCCAACACCACCCAGGGGUUUCCACACCUGUCCACGGAUGAGAAGCCCAGCAUGGUCCCGUUGUCUGUGCCUAGAACACAGGUGAUUGAACACAUCACUAAGCUAAUUACAAUUAACGAAGCUGUUGUAGAUACCAGUGAAAUAGAUAGUGUUAAGCCUAGAAGAAGCUCUUUAUCUAGACGUAGCAGCAUCGAAUCUCCAAAGUCUGGUGUAUAUAGAGAACCGUUCCAGUUCGAUAUCAAGUCUGGUUCCAGUAGCCAGUUGGAUGCUUCCAAAGUGUUGGCAUCCCACGGUGAAAAAAUUAAGCCCGAACAAUCAUUGUUGUCACUUCAGCAAUCCCACAGUGCCACAGAGACAGUGCCUCUCCUAAGAAGCCACUCAAUGCCUUCUGCUGCAUGCACUAUAAGCUCCCCACACACCUUUAGAGGUAGCUACUCAUUUGAUGAUCACAUCAUGGAGCCUGAAGUCUUAAGCCGCAGUCAAGCGUUUUCUUCUCACCCUCGAACGCUAAAACGACAACCAGCUAUUGAGCUACCCUUGGGAGUGGAAUAUGUCUCAGAGGAGGUCGGCUCUGCCAACAAAGAAACUGUUUCCAAACCUCCCGAGGAGCCUGAAACCAAGGAAAGCGAUCUUACCAAAAAGUCACGGAAGGGCCCCAAGGUGAAAGGGUUCAUGUACGAGUGCAACGUGUGCGGUGCUCGCUACAAGAAAAGGGACAAUUAUGAAGCCCAUAAGAAGUACUACUGCUCAGAACUGCAGCUCUCCAAGCCUCGCUCUUCCGCUUCCCAUCCCUCUUCAGAGACCGAGAAAGGCGCUGCAGAUCCCGACCCGUGGCCCCAGAUGAUGCAUUACAAGCUGGGGAGCACUUUGGAGCUCACCCCGCUCCGCAAAAGGCGGAAGGAGAAGAGUCUUGGUGACGACGAGGAGCCUCCAGCUUUUGAAGUGUCUGACACCCCCUCCUCCAGCGCCGGGCCAGGGGCUCAGUUUGCAAACCCGGCGUCGUCGGAUGUGGCUCUGAACCUGACCCGUGAAUCCAUGAAGUCACCAGCAGAUCCGGGUAAAUCUGCCCCUUCUGACGUCAGUGCCACCUUCCAUCCCAGGAACACCAAACUGGCCUCGAGCGGGGAGGGCAAGGAGAGGAGAACGACCUCCAAGGAGAUCUCUGUCAUCCAGCACACGAGCUCCUUUGAGAAGUCUGACUCCAUCGAGCAGACCAGCAGCUUGGAAGAAGACAAGCCCUUGUCCCAGUUCCCGUCGCAGCCGACGCCCCAGCACAGCCGCCCACCCCACUCCCUGCAGCCCCGGCUGGUCCGGCAGCACAACAUCCAGGUGCCAGAGAUUCUGGUCACAGAAGAGCCUGACAGGCCAGAAACAGAGCCAGAACCUCCUCCAAAAGAGCCAGAGAAAACAGAGGAAUUCCAGUGGCCGCAGAGGAGCCAGACCCUCUCCCAGCUCCCUGCAGAGAAACUCCCACCCAAAAAGAAGCGGCUCCGGCUGGCGGAGAUGGCUCAGUCCUCCGGGGAGUCCAGCUUCGAGUCCGUGUCUCUCACCCGCAGCCCGAGUCAGGAGAGCAGCGUCUCCCACGGCUCCAGCCACUCCGUGUCCUUUGAUCGGGAUGAUCACAGCAAGCCAGAGCCCAGCAGCCAGCCCUCCGAGUCCCACCCGAAGCCUCCUGGCGUCGGCUCACACAUGCUGAUGGUCCCGAGCCACCAUCACCACUCCAGGGAAAUGCGGAGAUCUGCCUCUGAGCAGACACCCAACGUGUCCCACCCUUCCCAGAUGUCGGAGACACGCAGCAAAUCGUUUGACUACGGGAGCUUGUCGUCCACUCCUGCCUCGACCCCCGGCCCCUCGAGCUCCUCGGCUUCCCAGGAGAGGAGGAAAUGCUUCCUGGUCCGGCAGGCGUCCCUCACCAGGCACCCAGAGCACGACCCAGACCCGGCUCCCACAGGCUGGACAGAGACAGAAGAUCCAGCUCCUUCCUCAAGUAAAUCUCCUUCCACCAGUUUGCCCCAUCAGCCGAGCUCUUCACCCCUUCUGCCCUCUCACGGGACUUACCCCAGUGAGAAGAGCCAGCCAAAGGACAGCCCUGAGCCCACCUACAGCCCGCCCUACACGGAGGCCCUGCAGGUGUUCCACCACCCCGUCCCACAGCUGACGCUGCACGAGAAGCAGUUCCUGGCCCCGCAGGUCUCCAUAUUCCCCUACCAGCACCUCCUGCCGCAGCCAGGGCAGUCUGCAGAGCUCUUUGCUGCACACACCAUGUCUGACAUCCUCUCUGCUCAGUUCUCCAUGCCCCAGAUCCCUCCCUCCAUAUUCCAGACCCCGCCACUGCCUCUCCCACAGACGCUCAUCCACCCGGGCCCGCUCCACAUCGCUCCGCCACUGAUGUCUCACCCCGCCGAGGUGUCCUUCAGGCAUCCCUCGUUCCUGCCCGUGCACUACCCUGGCUCCUCUCCCAUCCCCUCAGCCUUUUUUCUGCCUCUCCAGUCUCAGUUUGCUCUCCACUUGCCAGGUGAAGCUGGUGGACAUUUACCACAGCUCAAAUCCAGUUUAUUCCCGGCAGCAGGAGCCUCCAGCCUGUCCCCGUGCACAGAGUACGACUCUGAGAGCAGGCUGCACCCUCUGACCUGCACUGCCAGCCCCUCGGUGUCCGUGACGGUGACCCAGCUGGUCGUCCCCCCGCGCUCGGAGCCGAUGGUGUCCCUGGUGGUGCCCGUGCGCAUCCAGACGAACAUGCCGUCCUACGGCAGCGCCAUGUACACCACCCUCUCCCAGAUCCUGGUCACCCAGUCCCAGUGCAGCUCCUCCACCAUUGUCCUCCCCAAAUUCAACGACCGCCCGCCCAAGGGUGCCCUGGUGUGCAGCGCCGACGUCCACGGGCUGGGCUUCGACCUGGCCCAGAUGAUCACGGAGGAGCAGAGGAGCCUUUUCCAGAGCCCCUACCUGAGGGUGCCCCUGCCCCUGCCCGAGCGCAAGGGGUACAUGCCCCUCACCUGCCCCUCCGACAGCGUCCUCGGCCUGGAAGGGGGCCCAGCUACGGUCGGGGGAAGCAAAAGGAUGCUCUCCCCAGCCGGCAGCUUGGAGCUGACGAUGGAAACACAACAGCAGAAGAGAGUGAAAGAGGAGGAAGUGUCUGAAGCAGAAGAGAAGUUGGAAGUGGUGAAGCCCCCCAGUGCAAUAGAGGAAGGGAAAAAGCAGGAGAAAUCUCACUUCCUUGCGGAAAGCCAGGACAGGGUCGAGGUUGAAGCACCACCUAGUUUGUCCACAGAGCAGUCAGAGCCAAAGGAAACCCCGAGCAGUUUGCAGCAGGCUGUGUCCCAUUCAGGUUCUCCAAGCUUUGAGGCACUGGAAGAGUAUGAGCAGCCAGCUGGCAAACAGUUCCUCAGCAAGGCACCUUUGCAACCCGUGAAGAAAGAAGACUCCAAAGAACAGGUGGAGCCGUCUCCACCGAACCCCCCGAGCACUGCCCCGCCGUCCGAGGGCACCCAGAGUGCAAUGAAGUCUCGAGAAGGUACAGACACGAAGAAGGUACUUCAGUUCCCCAGCCUCCACACAACCACUAAUGUCAGUUGGUGCUAUUUAAACUACAUCAAGCCAAAUCACAUCCAGCAAGUGGAUCGGCGCUCCUCGGUUUAUGCCAGCUGGUGCAUCAGCCUCUACAACCCCAACCUGCCCGGGAUCUCCACCAAGGCAGCCCUGUCCCUCCUGAGGUCCAAGCAGAAGGUGAGCAAGGAGACCUACACCAUGGCCACGGCUCCCCGUCCGGAGGCAGGCAGGCUGGUCCCAGCCAGCUCCAGGAAGCCCAAAAUGACAGAGGUUCAUUUGCCUUCGCUCCUUUCUAAUGAAGGUCGAAAAGAUAUAACUAGAGCUGAGAAGGAAGAGGAGAAAAGAGGAAAAGCAGAAGAAGAGGCUCUUGUGACCAAACGAGGGGAGCCAGUCAGGAUCAAGAUCUUUGAAGGAGGGUACAAAUCAAACGAAGAGUAUGUGUAUGUGCGAGGCCGUGGAAGAGGGAAGUAUGUUUGUGAGGAGUGUGGAAUUCGCUGCAAGAAACCCAGCAUGCUGAAGAAACACAUUCGCACGCACACAGACGUCAGGCCGUACGUCUGCAAGUACUGUAACUUUGCUUUUAAAACCAAAGGGAAUCUGACUAAACACAUGAAGUCAAAAGCCCACAGCAAAAAAUGUCAGGAGAUGGGCGUGUUGGUAUCUUCACUGGUGGAUCUGGAAGCCGAAGAAGGAACCAGUGAAGACCUAUUCCAGGACUCUGAGGGGCGGGAGGGAUCCGAGCCAGUUGAGGAACACCAGUUUUCAGACCUCGAGGAAUCUGACGAUGAUGAUGACAAUGAGGAUGAGGAGGAUGAGGAGGAAGAGGAGAGCCAAGAUGAGCCCCCUCUGAAGUUGCCUGAAGGCACACACACCACCCUCCUGCUGCACUCUUCAGGUGGCUCUCCAUCUUCUCAAGAGGAAGGCACCGAAACAGCAUCAUCCUUAGCCCCAGACGCCGUUUCCAGCACCCAAAAAGCAGGUGAAGGCCAGCAGGCCUCGUCCUCAGGGCUGGAAACCAAGUGGUCAGCAGACAGCAGUGACAUUGCUGUGUGCCACAGCUUCUUGAGUCUCCACAGACCAGCUUUGACCUCCACUGAACAAUUGGCUUCUGCUGGAAGAGAGUCCGUCACCAGGCCACAGAUGUCCUUGGCCAUGGACCUGUCACCCUCCAAGGACACCUCCCCCAGGAGAAGGUGGUCUCCCAGCCAGGACUCUGGCAGAGGUGGCAGCAGACCAAUGAUGGCGAGGAAGCACUUGUUAACCAAAAACGAAACGUCACCCAAGAGGUUCUCCCCCACUGCAGAACUGUCCUCUCUGAGGUGCCUGUCCCCGGGGAGGGGGCUGUCUCCUUGCCAGAGGGUCUCUCCCAGGAGAGAGGCAUCUCCUCUCAGAUGUGUGUCACCAAGGCUUGAGCUGUCACCCAGCAGGCAUCUGUCCCCCAGGAGAGAGCUGUCCCCGCGAGCACAGCUCCCCCCAGAAGGAGAGGUCUCCCCUGGGAGACACUCCUCACCCAGCAGAGACGUGUCAUCCGUCAGAUACUUAUCCCUGAAGAAAGUCUUGUCUCCAGGCUCCCUGGAGUCGCCCAGGUACCCAUUCCCAGGGAAAGAGGACUUGCCUGGCACGAGCAAAUCAGCAGCAGAUGACAAAGUUCCAAGCUCAUAUCAAGCCCAGCACGGGAUAUUAUCUUCGAUGCCUCUACCUCACAGGUUCUUUGGCAAAAACAUACAGCUCUACGAGUCCAAGCUGAAGAUCGAGCCCCGAAGCCCACCACGCUCCCCUGGCCCCACCCAGCCCGUCUGCUCCCGGCCCCUGCAGGCACCGCACGACCUCCACGCCCCGGGCCGAGGGGAGGAGAACGUCUUCAGCCACCUCCCGCUGCACUCGCAGCAGCUCACCAGGACCCCCUACCCCAUGAUCCCCAUCGGGGGCAUCCAGAUGGUCCAGGCCAGGCCCAGCUCCCACCCCAGCCUGGUGCCCAGCUCCGUGGUGUCCCUACAAGCCGGAUACUUCGCCUCUGGAAGCGGAGCCGUGGCGGAGUUUGGCCGGGCUCCCAAGGGGGAUGAGGAGCCGCAAAUCCCAGCGGCGUCCGCGUCCCCGGCUGCGAAGGUUUCCAAGUACGCGCUGUCCCCGGAGCUGAGCGGGGGUUAUUUGGAGGAGAAAAUGAGGACUAGUGAGCUUCAGCAGCAGCCAGAGCAGGAGGAACACAGGGUACAAGCGCUGGCUGAGCCCAGCCCGGAGGAGCGGGCGGGCCCGGCCAGCCCCAGCACACCCCAGGAGCACUGUCCAAAGCCUCCGACGAGCGGGGAGGAAGAACCCCCCAAAAAAACGGGCAAGAAGCAAUCUGGCAGCUCGAGCACUUCUGUUGAGUCACCCUGCACUUUCAUCUCAGAUGCCCCCCCGUGUGACGGCGGCAGCAGCCCCGGCUGCCCCCCCGAGCCCCCGCCCGGGCACCAAGGGGGCACCUCCGGGAAGAGCAGCCCCCACCCAGAGCACGCAGCUUUAGGUCAAACUCAAACAAAGGUGGAUGAAAACGCGGGAAGUAUUUAA
This is a messenger RNA of Lepidothrix coronata (blue-crowned manakin), 8263 nucleotides long. RefSeq names its product human immunodeficiency virus type I enhancer binding protein 3 (gene HIVEP3). Gene Ontology annotation, cellular component: nucleus. The transcript has 10 exons. Gene Ontology annotation, biological process: regulation of transcription by RNA polymerase II. Bases 872 to 8263 code for a protein of 2463 amino acids. Lineage: Eukaryota; Metazoa; Chordata; Aves; Passeriformes; Pipridae. The record is from RefSeq and is a predicted model, not a curated record. Gene Ontology annotation, molecular function: DNA-binding transcription factor activity, RNA polymerase II-specific; RNA polymerase II cis-regulatory region sequence-specific DNA binding; zinc ion binding.